Messenger RNA from Puccinia graminis f. sp. tritici CRL 75-36-700-3, 589 nucleotides. Its product is annotated as histone H2B. The transcript is spliced from 4 exons. Gene Ontology annotation, cellular component: nucleosome. The coding region runs from base 127 to 567 and encodes 146 amino acids. The record is from RefSeq and is a predicted model, not a curated record. Gene Ontology annotation, biological process: nucleosome assembly. Lineage: Eukaryota; Fungi; Basidiomycota; Pucciniomycetes; Pucciniales; Pucciniaceae. Gene Ontology annotation, molecular function: protein heterodimerization activity; DNA binding; structural constituent of chromatin.
UCACUCACUAUAAAUACCCCCCCCCCCCUCCCACUCACCCUCAUCGACCAUCCCCAUCCAUCAAACCAUCACUCAAACACCAAGAACCACUCACAACCACACAAACAACUCCACACCCUCACCAUCAUGCCACCCAAAUCUACCACCGCCGAGAAGAAGCCCGCCUCAACCGCCUCCAAGGCCCCUGCCAGCAAGGCCACCAGCUCGGCUGCUCCGGCUGACAAGAAGACUGCCAAGAAGUCAACAAAACCUGUCGAUGGCGAGAAGAAGAAGCGAAAAAAGAAACGUAACGAGACCUACGGUAUCUACAUCUACAAGGUCCUCAAACAGGUCCACCCCGACACUGGUAUCUCAAACAAGGCUAUGUUGAUCAUGAACUCCUUCGUCAACGACAUAUUUGAACGGAUCGCCACCGAGGCCUCCAAGUUGGCCCUCUACAACAAGAAAUCCACCAUCUCAUCCCGAGAGAUUCAAACCGCUGUCCGACUCAUCCUCCCUGGAGAGCUCUCCAAGCACGCCAUCUCGGAAGGAACUAAGGGUGUCACAAAAUACACAUCCUCAAAGUGAUCGCUUUCGAUCGUUCCUCUCC